UGUUUGUCUUCCUCUUCUCCCUCAUCUUGUAAAUUACAGAAAGAUUUUCAUCUGAAUGAAAUGCACGGACCUGGAGAUGUGGUGCUAGGUGGACUGUUUGAAGUCCACUACACAUCGGUCCUCCCUGAAAGGACAUUCACCUCUAAACCACAACAGCCCCGCUGCAGUGGUUUUGAUAUUUUAGGAUUUAGACAUGCUAUGACAAUGGCCUUUGCUAUUGAUGAGAUCAACAGGAACUCUAACCUGCUGCCAAAUGUGACUCUGGGAUACAGUAUCUUUGACAAUUGUGGUACACUUCUCAUGGGACUCAGUGGAGCAAUCUCGCUCUCCAGUGGUCAGGAGGAGCAGUUUGAGCUUGUGGAGGACUGUUCAGGGAUCCCUCCAAUCAUUGGGAUUGUGGGUGAUCACUAUUCAACAUUUUCUAUUGCCAUUUCCAAUGUGCUGGGUUUAUACAAGAUGCCCAUUGUGAGCUAUUUUGCCACGUGUUCCUGUCUGAGUGAUCGACAGCGGUUUCCAACCUUCUUUAGAACAAUUCCAAGUGAUGCUUUCCAGGUGCGUGCUAUGAUUCAGAUUUUGAAGCAUUUUGGCUGGACAUGGGUCGGCCUGCUGGUCAGUGACGAUGAUUACGGACUCCACGUUGCCCAGUCCUUCCAGUCGGACCUGCUGCAGGCUGGCGGAGGAUGUCUGGCCUAUCUAGAAGUGCUGCCUUGGGACAGUGACCCGGGUGAACUCAGGAGGAUUGUGAAUUUGAUGAAAGCAUCAACAGCUCGAGUGGUCAUUGUGUUCGCACAUGAGAUUCACAUGAUUCAGCUCAUGGAAGAGGUGGUUACACAGAAUGUAACCGGUCUGCAGUGGAUUGCCAGUGAGGCCUUGGCAUCAGCGACUGUGCUGCAGACGCCACGCCUGAUGGCGUAUUUGAGCGGCACUCUGGGCAUUGCCAUCCGCCGGGGAGAAAUACCAGGGCUCAGAGAGUUCUUGCUAAAAAUACAUCCGGACCAAGGACACAAUAACGAAAACAACAUGGUGAGACAGUUUUGGGAGUACACGUUUCAGUGUAGAUUUGAACCCGCUCCGGCUGGCUGGACGGACACUGGUGGAGCUCUUUGCACUGGAGAAGAAGACAUGGGAAACAUGGACACUGAGUUUUUGGACCUUUCAAGCCUCAGACCUGAGUACAAUGUUUACAAAGCUGUGUAUGCUCUUGCAUAUGCCCUAGACAGCAUGCUGCGGUGUGAGCCAGGGAGAGGGCCUUUUAGUAGGAACAGCUGUGCCACUCUGCAAACACUGGAGCCAUGGCAGCUUGUACAUUAUUUGGAAAACGUCAAUUUUACCACAUCAUUCGGUGAUGAAGUUUCAUUUGACAGUAAUGGGGAUGUCUUACCAAUAUAUGAUGUUAUGAAUUGGUUAUGGCUCCCUGAUGGAAGAACUAAAGUUCAAAAUGUGGGUGACGUGAAGAGGUCAGCCUCCAAUAAAGAAGUACUCACACUCAAGGAAGAAAAAAUCUUCUGGAACUUCAAAUCAGAGAAGCCUCCUCGCUCGGUGUGCAGUGAGAGCUGUCCUCCAGGAACACGCAUGGCCAGAAACAAAGGACAGCCUGUGUGUUGUUUUACCUGCGCAUUUUGUUCGGAGGGAAAAAUCAGCAACAAAACCAAUUCAUUGGAGUGCAUCAGCUGUCCAGAGGAUUUCUGGUCCAGUCCUCAGCGUGAUCACUGUGUUCCCAAGAAAACCGAGUUCCUCUCCUAUCAUGAACCUCUGGGUAUCUGUCUGACCACUGCUUCACUGCUGGGCACAUUUAUCUGUGUUGUCGUUCUGGGGAUCUUCACCUAUCACCGCAGCACACCCAUGGUGCGCGCCAAUAACUCAGAACUGAGUUUCCUGCUGCUGGUGUCACUCAAACUUUGCUUCCUGUGUUCACUGUUGUUCAUCGGACGACCCAGACUGUGGACGUGCCAACUGAGACACGCAGCCUUCGGGAUCAGCUUUGUGCUUUGUGUCUCAUGUAUCCUGGUUAAAACCAUGGUGGUUCUGGCUGUGUUUAAGGCCUCAAAGCCAGGAGGAGAGGCCAGUCUGAAGUGGUUUGGUGUGAUGCAGCAGAGAGGAACAGUUCUGGUUCUCACUUCCAUUCAAGCAGCAAUCUGCACAGCUUGGCUUGUCUCCGCCUCACCGUCCCCUCAUAAAAACACACAAUAUCACAUUGACAAGAUUAUUUAUGAGUGUGUAGUCGGGUCCACAAUAGGUUUUGCGGUUUUGCUGGGUUACAUCGGCUUACUGGCCAUCCUCAGUUUUCUGAUCGCAUUUCUGGCAAGAAAUCUCCCAGAUAACUUCAAUGAGGCCAAACUCAUCACUUUCAGCAUGCUGAUCUUCUGUGCUGUGUGGGUGGCCUUUAUUCCUGCAUAUAUUAACUCACCAAGUAAAUAUGCAGAUGCAGUGGAGGUAUUUGCCAUCCUGGCUUCCAGUUUUGGCCUGUUGGUGGCGCUGUUUGGACCCAAAUGUUACCUAAUGUUGCUGAGACCAGAGAGGAACACAAAGAAGGCAAUCAUGGCUCGAGUUACUGUCAAGUCCUGA
Messenger RNA from Salarias fasciatus (jewelled blenny), 2565 nucleotides. Its product is annotated as extracellular calcium-sensing receptor-like. Gene Ontology annotation, molecular function: G protein-coupled receptor activity. Bases 61 to 2565 code for a protein of 834 amino acids. The record is from RefSeq and is a predicted model, not a curated record. Gene Ontology annotation, cellular component: plasma membrane. Lineage: Eukaryota; Metazoa; Chordata; Actinopteri; Blenniiformes; Blenniidae. Gene Ontology annotation, biological process: G protein-coupled receptor signaling pathway. The transcript is spliced from 9 exons.